AUUACAAAUAGGGAGCCUGAAAAGAAUCAACGGUGCUGGACGGACCUGCAAUCUCAUCUCCAUCGUCCUCCUCGCUCCCCUCUUAUCCAGCGUCCGAUCCUCCCCUGCACCAUCCGAUCUCCUUCGCUCCACUCCCCCCGCUCGCGCGCGCCAAUUACAACUUCCCCGCAGCUGCUCGGCUUCCCUUCCCCCUCGGGCGGCGACGCGAUGGCGGAGGCUCCGGCGAGUCCCGGCGGCGGCGGCAGCCACGACAGCGGCGAGCACAGCCCCCGGUCCGGCGGCCCCGUCCGCGAGCAGGACAGGUACCUCCCCAUCGCCAACAUCAGCCGCAUCAUGAAGAAGGCCCUCCCCGCCAACGGCAAGAUCGCCAAGGACGCCAAGGAGACCGUGCAGGAGUGCGUCUCCGAGUUCAUCAGCUUCAUCACCAGCGAGGCGAGCGACAAGUGCCAGAGGGAGAAGAGGAAGACGAUCAACGGCGACGACUUGCUCUGGGCCAUGGCGACCUUAGGGUUUGAGGAUUACCUCGAUCCGCUUAAGAUUUACCUGGCCAGAUACAGGGAGAUGGAGGGGGAUACCAAGGGGUCAGCUAAAGUGGGGGAAGCAUCUACUAAAAGAGAUGGCGCCGCAGUUCAGUCAGUUCCUAAUGCACAGAUUGCUCAUCAAGGUUCUUUCUCUCACGGCACCAACUAUUCGCAUUCUCAAGUUCACCAUCCUGCGCUUCCGAUGCAUGGCUCAGAAUGACAUGUUCCAGCCCUUGUUGCAUGAGAUGAAGAAAUCACCACACUUGUUCCAGGCGUUUGACUCAUCUCGGCAUCAAGAUAUUCAUAAGAUGUGCUGCUGACAUUUUAGGGUGGUCUCUGCCAAUUGUGUUCAUUUGGAGUUGUUUUCCAGUGGGCUGUAUAUUUUAGCAUCUGCAUCAUAUUUGCUUUCAGCCUUACAUAUGUUUGGUUUAGAUUUUCUUGAUAAUGUAGAAAGGUAAGCCCCCCUGCGAGUAUUUAUCUUAUUGUCAUUUAGAUUCGACACCCAAGGAGGACGAGAAUGAAGUUUCUUUUUAGCUCUCUGUUUCGUUGGAGUUGUCUUGUGUAUUCUUGAGUUAGAAACUUGUGAACAAAUUGGUAUGCACAGUCCAUGUUUAUGUGACAAUGUCGAGGUCUGAGUGUAUAAUCCAGAAUCCAAUUCAGAUCGUAUAGUGCAAUUGCAUCAUAUUUGUAUGU
This is a messenger RNA of Eucalyptus grandis, 1214 nucleotides long. Its product is annotated as nuclear transcription factor Y subunit B-1. The transcript is spliced from 7 exons. Gene Ontology annotation, biological process: regulation of transcription by RNA polymerase II. Gene Ontology annotation, molecular function: RNA polymerase II cis-regulatory region sequence-specific DNA binding; DNA-binding transcription activator activity, RNA polymerase II-specific; protein heterodimerization activity. The record is from RefSeq and is a predicted model, not a curated record. NCBI's taxonomy places the organism in Eukaryota, Viridiplantae, Streptophyta, Magnoliopsida, Myrtales, Myrtaceae. Gene Ontology annotation, cellular component: nucleus; CCAAT-binding factor complex. The coding region runs from base 208 to 741 and encodes 177 amino acids.